CAUACUUUCCUUUUUAUCUCGAAUCGAAAAAUAAAAUCAAAAAAUGGGGCCCUACUUGCUUUCAAUAGUGGCAAUAGCUUUAUCAAGCUUUACAGCUAUUACUGUAGGCGAGAGCACUAUCUUAUCCAGAUCUUUCGCAUCCUGUAGUUAUGUUGGUGGGAAAAUAUAUUGCUUUGGAGGAGACGUCUCUUAUUCUCUCACCUCCAACUUUGAAAUAGACACCAAUAUAUACUCUCUCAAUAUUGCACAGUUUGUCGGAAAAGGAACAGAGACAAUGAAUAGCCAGUGGAACAUGAUCACCCCUGGGGACGCUUUUGACCCGGAACCAAGGAGAAUCCCCACUGCUAUUUCUUUACCAGAUGGAAAGACAUUUUUAAUUCAAGGUGGUGAAAAUAUGCUCUAUAAGAAAUUCGCCAAUAAAACAAUAGCAUUUGAUACCAGCACAAAUAAAUGGUUAAAAAAACAACCCUAUACUGAAGGUGAUAGUGGAACCAGACAGAUCUAUGACUCUACAGCUGUCAUUUUACCAAAUAAUAUGGUAGGAUUUUACGGUGGUCUAGAACAAAGCGCAAAUACCUCAGUAAUUUUAAAAACCCCCACUGGAGCCACAAUGAACUACGAUUCAAGAAAUGGGUCUUAUAUUGGAUUUAGUAGUAUCAAAAUGUACUCACCAACUUCCAAUACUUGGGCAGAUUUAUCCCCUCAGUUAAAUGUACCGUUGGAUUUUUACCCAAACACACAAUCCGCAACAAUCAAUCCUGGUUCUGGCAAAAUUUACUAUUUUGGAGGUCUUUUUUACACUCCCGCAAAUGAUGGUGUGGCUGCCAAAAUUCCGCUCAGCUGGGGUUACACUUUUAACACUGUCUCUAGUUCUUGGACAAAUGAAACUUUUGGGGGCUCAGUACCCAGCGAAAGAAUUUACCAUUCAACUAACUUAUUACCAAACUCACAGGACAUUAUCUUAUACGGAGGAACAGAAAGUGGCGACAAAGCAUCCACGGAUUAUUGUUUCACCUUGAACUUGUCCAACAAUGAAUGGACUAAGCAUGUCAACGUGAAUGUUCCUUCUAACUUACAUGGACCAAGAUUCACUCAUUCAGCGGUGUUGGUUGAUUCAACACUAUUCAUUUUAUUUGGUAGAGGAAUCGACGGUACAUUCAGUCCUUCUUUAAUUACUAUUGAUGUAUCAGAUGCUACGAAUAUCGCCUAUAAAUCUAGUUAUAGCCUCUCUAAUAGCACCCUAAAUAGCGCUACUAAUAAUACUACUACUACUAAUACUACAAAUAAUACUACCGAAAAUAAUCCAAAUGCAGGAGAAAAGGAUAAAAAUGCUAAAAGCCUUGAUAAUCCACCCCGAGGCUUAAGUUCAGGUGCUACUGGAGGUAUAUCAGCCGGCUGUGCUAUCCUUCUUGGUAUCAUUUUAUUCAUAUUUUAUCGUCGUCGUCAAAAAAAAAUUGAAAAACGUCAAACCAUGGAUUCACAAAAUGACAACCGACAUCAUUUACAAGAAUUACUACACGUCGAUUGGGACAAGAUUGACAACCAGUACAAAGAACUUCCAACCACAGCACCUUCCCCUGAAUCGCCACAAGUAGCUUCGAUCAAUUCAAAAAACACGAAAAUCGCAAACAUUUCAACAACCAUCGAAUCGCCUUCUACUGUCCAAAAACAUUAUACCACUCAGCUUCUAGGCAACAGCACGGGCAGAUCAUCUGGUCAUCAUGCUAACAGCAGUGUAGAUAUCAAUAUUGAUAUUCGCGUUAAGCACUCGGUGGCAGCAGAGAAUGCUAUCGUAAAACCUGAUGUAAAUUAAAACAAACAAACAAAAAACAUUCGUAUGUGAUCAAGAUUAGUUUUACAGAGGCCUUGUUACAGAAAAUAGCUUUGCGCCGAAAGGUUUAUUUAUUAAAAAAAAAAAAAAAAAAAAAAAA
Messenger RNA from Mucor mucedo, 1931 nucleotides. RefSeq lists its product as uncharacterized. The record is from RefSeq and is a predicted model, not a curated record. Gene Ontology annotation, molecular function: protein binding. The transcript has 9 exons. Lineage: Eukaryota; Fungi; Mucoromycota; Mucoromycetes; Mucorales; Mucoraceae. Bases 44 to 1813 code for a protein of 589 amino acids.